Molecule: messenger RNA, 2136 nt
Organism: Mangifera indica (mango)
Lineage: Eukaryota; Viridiplantae; Streptophyta; Magnoliopsida; Sapindales; Anacardiaceae
Product: plant UBX domain-containing protein 8-like
Exons: 11
Coding region: 155-1903 (582 amino acids)
Molecular function (GO): ubiquitin binding
Source: RefSeq, a predicted model, not a curated record
AAAAUAGGAAACUCAGGAUAUUGGAGAAGGUACAAUACUAAAACUCGCCAAACAGUGGCUUAUAUUGAAACCUGUCAAAUUCUUUUUCGAUUCUUUUUUUCUAAAAAAGAAACAACACACAGCAGUGAUAAAGACUUUAAAUUUAUCGGAAAAAAUGGUGAGGCCUAAUCAAGAAGCAAUCGACACCUUCAUUACCAUCACGGGCGUCACUGAAUCGGUGGCGCUGCAAAAGCUAGAGGAGCAUGGUGGUGAUCUCAAUGCAGCUGUGAAUGCAUUUUUCGGUGAAGGAGAUAGAAACACAUCAACGAACACUGUUCGUCAGACAUCUAUUCUCACACCUCAAGAUGAUUUCAUGGAAAUAGAUAAUCCAAUUGAAUCUGGAUCUCGAGCAGCUCCUUUUCCACUCCUAUCUGCAGCAAGAACUUUGAAUCCAUUUUCACUGCUUGAUCCAAACUUUCGUAGAAGUUUCUUGGAGGGUGGUUCUGACUUUAUGAAUCGUGAACCAUUUGUUACCCAACCGAGAGAGGUUAGAGAGAUCCCCAUUGAGGUUAAGGAUGGCUUUGAUCCAACUGGUCAUGCUCCUACCAUUGAGGAUGUCACUGAAUCUACACAUGCUCAUGACCCUGAAAGCCAUGGGAUGGUCAUAGUUGAUGAGGAUACUCCGGUAACCAUGACUGCACCGGCCACACUGCGAAAUGAUGGUUCUGAUGAAAGGCAUAGCAGCCCCACUGCUCCUGCUUUUGAGAAUUUGCCAGACUAUAGCAAUGACAUAGAAGAAGAAAUGGUUCGAGCUGCUAUUGAGGCUUCAAAAAGAGAAGUUGAGGACUUAAGCGAUCUCAGGACUAAGGAUGGGCAAACACAUAUGGAAGAUGCCAAUCUGGCACAUGCAGUUUCAUUGUCAUUGAUGACAGCAGAGAAAGAGAAAGCUCUACUUCAGCUAGGGGGAGAUAUUGAAGCUUCAAAAGCAGGAUCUUCUCAGCCAGCUGAAGUGGACCCGGGGAAAGUACCAGUAUCAAAUGGAAGGUUAGAAGCGGGUUCCUCAUCCAUCCAAGAUGAAGGUGAAGAUGUGGAGGAUCAGCCUCUAGUUAGGCAAAGGCCUAGACACAUGUCUUCUGGCUCUGUGGAAUUGCCCAAAGAAACCCAGGUUAUUGAGGCUAGCUCACCUUCAAAUCCUCAACAACAUGAUAUCAGUGAUCUUCCACAGCACAGUGGAAAUGUAUUCCCGGAUGAGUGGGGUGGCAUUUCUUCUGAGGAGCAUGAUGAAGCGGUUAUGCUUGAGGCUGCUAUGUUUGGUGGGAUUCCUGAAAGUGGAUAUAAUUAUCCAUAUGCACCUCAUCAGUUUAUGCGUCCUCAUGGAUCUUUUGCACAGCGGACUCCCCGUCCUCCUUCACCAUCUUUAGAAGCUCAACGUUUGAUACGGGAGCAGCAGGAUGAUGAAUAUCUCGCAUCAUUGCUAGCUGACAGAGAGAAAGAGUCCAAGGCUACAGAGGAAGCUAAAGCUCGUCGUUUAGAGGAGGAAGAAGCUAGAAAAGCUGCUCUUGAAGAAGAAAAACGGAAAGAGGAAGAAACACGUAGGAAAAUGGAGGAGGAGAAGGAAUAUGAAAGACAAUUAGCAGCCAAGGAAGCUUCUCUGCCUCAGGAGCCGUCAGCAGAUGAUGAAAAUGCUGUGACCCUUCUGGUGAAGAUGCCAGAUGGUAGUCGUCGUGGACGCCGAUUUCUCAAAUCCAACAAGCUACAGUCUCUUUUUGAUUUCAUAGACAUUGGUAGGGGGUUCAAAGCUGGCACAUAUAGACUGGUGAGGCCAUACCCAAGGCGAGCUUUCAGUGACAGCGAGAGUGGUUUAACUCUGAACGAUCUAGGUCUUACAAGCAGACAGGAAGCUUUGUUUCUGGAGUUAAUCUAGUUAUGCCACUGUCUGUUUUCAUUGUUUUAAGAAAUCAGUUAUAUUUCAACAAGAAUGUCAGUUGGGAGGUAAUUUAUGGUGUUGUAAACUGUUACUAUUCUCCAGGGUGGCUUGAUUGUGAGCGACGGUGGAGCUAUUUUAUCGUUUGACGCCAUGAAUCCACAGAAAAGAAAAAAGAUCUUUAAAUUUGAUAUAAAAUUGUGCUGAUAGAGGAAUCUUAGAUUUACCUAUAA